AAAGGCAGCCCUGCCAAGCCAAAGGACCAAAGGUGGAGCUAGCAGAGUGAGCUUUCUACUACCAAUGCGUCCACAUCAUGCAUGAGGGGUCCAAAAGCUGACAAAACAAAAGUACUUGGCGUGCGUGCUGCAUCAACCUGCUACCUGCUCUCUUUCCUUGGCCCAUGCGCACACCGGAGCAUGGGUAUACCUUAUCCAUGGCGAGAUCCCCUUCUACUCCAUCACCACGACUAGUCGAGCUCGAGUAUGAUAUAUCCCUUUCACCCCAUUCCCUUUAGCCCCUUUUGAUACCUCAAAGGCAGGGGAGGGGUCUCUCCAUUCUCCAUUGCUGCUUCGCUCUCCUCUGCUCCAUUGCUUCCGAGUCUCCACUCCACUCCCUCCCAUCUCCUCCCAAGUCUUCUCCUUCCCCCCUUUGCCACCGUUUUGGUGAACCACCUUCUCAACCAAUCCAAGCAAAACCAGCACCACCAUUGGCAUCGCCACUGCCACAGCACCUCCUCUUCUUAACCUCCAUGUAUGCUGCAUGCCACGGCAUCAGCACGACUCGCCAGUCACCUCCACCGCCAUGGCCGGCAAUGGCGCGCCUCGCCUUCUCCGGCUCCCUACUGCUGCCACCUCGUUGCCGCUACUGCGGCUAGCAGUGCUGCUACAACUGCUGUGCCUCGCCUCGGCGCUUAACCAGGACGGCACACUGCUCCUCUCCUUCAAGCUCUCGCUCGCCGACGACCCGCUCGGCUCCCUCUCCGGCUGGGGCUACACCGACGCUACGCCCUGCGCGUGGAACGGCGUCGUCUGCUCGCCGGACUCGCGGGUCGUCAGCGUCGUCCUCCCCAACGCGCAGCUCGUCGGCCCCGUGGCCAAGGAGCUCGGACUCAUUGAGCACCUCCGACACCUUGACCUCUCCGGGAACGCGCUCAACGGCACCAUCCCGCCCGAGCUGCUCCGCGCGCCGGAGCUCCGAGUGCUCUCGCUUGCCGGCAAUGGCAUUACCGGCGACCUGCUGGAGCAGGUCGGCCAGCUGCGCAGCCUCCGCGCGCUCAACCUUGCUGGCAACGCGCUCUCCGGCGCCGUUCCGCAGAACCUCACCCUGCUCCCCAACCUCACCGCCGUCUCGCUCGCCAACAACUUCUUCUCCGGCUCGCUCCCCGGCGGGGGUUUCCCGGCGCUUCAGAUACUCGACGUCAGCGCCAACAUGCUCAACGGCACGCUGCCGUCGGACUUUGGCGGUGCCGCGCUGCGAUACGUGAACCUGUCGUCCAACCGCAUCGCAGGCGCCAUACCGCCGGAGAUGGCGUCGAACCUGCCGGUCAAUGUCACCAUCGACCUCUCCUACAACAACCUCACUGGCGUCAUCCCGGCGGUGCCACCGUUCUCGGUGCAGAGGCCCACGGCGUUCGAGGGGAACGUCGAGCUCUGCGGGAAGCCGCUGGACAGCCUCUGCGCCUUCACGUCUUCCUCCGCCGUGGAACCCCCAAACGGCCCCGCGAAGUCGCCGCCGGCCAUCGCGGCGAUACCGAGGGACCCGACCGAGGCGCUUCCUGGCGAUGACACCAGCAGUGCCGCCGGAGCGUCGGCGUCGGGCGAGCAGCGCGGCCGGAUGCGCCUUGCUACCAUCGUCGCCAUCGCCGCUGGCGACGUGGCUGGCAUCGCCGUCCUCUUCGUGGUGGUCCUGUACGUGUACCAGGUGAGGAAGAGGAGGCAGCGUCAGGAGGUGGCGAAGCAGAGGAUGGGCGUCGUGUUCAAGAAACCGGAGCCGGAUGAGUCGCCGGACACCGUCUGCCGGAGCCUGUCCUGCUGCCUGCGUAAGAAGGCCGGCGACGACAGCGACGACACGGAGGAGAUCACGGACGAGGCCUCCUUCGCCACCAAGGAAGGCAUCACAGAAAAGAACAGCAAGGAAGGAGUCGAAGCGGCGAGCAAGAAGAUGGGCGGCGACGGCGCGGUGCUGGUGACGGUGGACGGCGGCGCGGAGCUGGAGCUGGAGACGCUGCUGAAGGCCUCGGCGUACAUCCUGGGCGCGGCCGGCGGCAGCAUCGUGUACAAGGCCGUGCUGGCCGACGGCGCGGCGCUGGCGGUGCGGCGGAUCGGCAGCGACGACGCCGGCGUGCGGCGAUUCAGCGAGCUAGACGCGCAGAUGCGCGCCGUGGCGAAGCUGCGGCACGGCAACAUCCUCCGUCUGCGCGGCUUCUACUGGGGCCCCGACGAAAUGCUCAUCAUCCACGAGUUCGCCGUCAACGGCAACCUCGCCAACCUCUCCGUGAAAAGGAAGCCGGGGUCGUCGCCGAUCAACCUCGGGUGGAGCAAGCGGCUCCGCAUCGCGCGCGGCGUGGCGAGAGGCCUCGCGUACCUGCACGACAAGAAGUGGGUGCACGGCAACGUGAAGCCGAGCAACAUCCUGCUGGACGCGGACAUGGAGCCGCUGCUCGCCGACCUCGGCGUCGACCGGCUGGUCCGCGGCGCGGGCGCCGGGCACAAGCCAUCGUCGGCGGCGGCGUCGGCGCUGGCGGGGCGGUUCGGGAGCAAGCGCUCGGCGAAGAGCCUCCCCGACCUGUCGCCGCCGCCGAGCCACGCGGGCGGGCCGCCAGCAAGCCCGCUCCCCUCCGGCGCUCCCGCCGCCGGCGACACUGCGGCGCACUACCGGGCGCCGGAGGCCGUGCGGAGCCCGAAGCCGAGCGCCAAGUGGGACGUGUACUCCUUCGGCGUGCUGGUGCUGGAGCUGGUGGCCGGGCGCGCGCUGACGAGCGUGGAGCUGUGCCAGUGCGCGGCGGACGAGAAGGCGCAGGCGCAGGCCCUCCGGCUGGCGGACCCCGCGCUCCGCGACGAGGUGGAAGGGCGGGAGGAGGCGGUGGCGAGCUGCCUCCGGCUGGGCGCCGCCUGCUGCGCCAUGGCGCCUGGCAAGAGGCCGUCCAUCCGGGACGCGCUGCAGGCCAUCGAGAGGAUACCUGCCCUGGCUGCCGCGUCCUCCUCGUCGUCCUGCUCCACGGCGGCGCAUCGGUGAAGAGAAUCUUGGUCGUGACGACGGUUGUGAUCUGUGAUCCUGUGAAGGCGAGAAUUGGUCGUUGUUGAUGCGUGUUUUUCGUCUCUUCUCGUUCUCUGUACCAUACCACAAAUUCACGGUUUUGUAAGCCCAGAUCCUGAAAGGAAUCGGUUUGCAUUGCAUCUCAUUCAUGCUACUACUCGGUGUCAGCCAGGUAAAGGCUAAACAGUCCGUCACCUGCUGUUUAGCUAUUUAUUUGGAUAUUUAAAUGGUUAUUAAACGGAAUAAACGGCUGAUUAAUAGACA
Panicum hallii is the source of this 3283-nucleotide messenger RNA. RefSeq names its product probable LRR receptor-like serine/threonine-protein kinase At4g37250. NCBI's taxonomy places the organism in Eukaryota, Viridiplantae, Streptophyta, Magnoliopsida, Poales, Poaceae. Bases 524 to 2998 code for a protein of 824 amino acids. Gene Ontology annotation, molecular function: ATP binding; protein kinase activity; protein binding. The record is from RefSeq and is a predicted model, not a curated record. Gene Ontology annotation, biological process: protein phosphorylation. The transcript is spliced from 2 exons.